This is a messenger RNA of Mycotypha africana, 483 nucleotides long. Its product is annotated as trimeric LpxA-like protein. Gene Ontology annotation, molecular function: dynein complex binding. Gene Ontology annotation, biological process: mitotic spindle organization. The annotation marks the transcript as partial. The record is from RefSeq and is a predicted model, not a curated record. Gene Ontology annotation, cellular component: dynactin complex. The transcript is spliced from 5 exons. NCBI's taxonomy places the organism in Eukaryota, Fungi, Mucoromycota, Mucoromycetes, Mucorales, Mycotyphaceae.
AGGAAUCGCAUUACAGCUGGCUUAAAAUCAGUUGUCUGUCAAGAAACAGAGUUGAGAGGAGAAAUAUCCAUAGGCACAGUACUUCAUCCUCAAUGUAGAAUUAUCGCGGAAAACGGGCCAAUAUACAUAGGCAAGAACAAUAUCAUAGAAGAGAAAGUAACCAUUUUCAACCGCAAAGCCUUAAAGGAAAUGCAGUAUGUUGAAGGAACACAUAUCGGCAAUAACAAUGUCAUAGAAGCAAGAGCCCGCAUAAUUGGCAGCUCGUCGAUCGGAAAUUAUUGUGUGAUUGGAGCGGGUUGCUCUACGGAAAGUAACGAGGCAAUAGGUGAUUUUACAGUCAUAUAUGGAGCAGAGUCAAAGAGAAGAAUGCAAAGCCAACCAUUACCUGCCCAAGCAGCUCUCCACGCCAGACAUCUAGAGUAUCUUAGAGAAGUUUUACCAAAGUAUAACCAUUUGAAAAAGCUGGAAAUGACAUCGUCAUAG